AUGCCAAUGGCGGCCGGCGCCGGCGACCCCGCCCCGCGUGCGGAGGCGGCCGGCUUCGGCUCCAACCACCUGCGGCCGCGUCGGGGCCCGCCGCCCCCGUCCCCGUCCCCCGCGGUCGGCAAGCCGCUGCCGUCCGGCGCGGUGCCGCGGCACUCGUACGUGUUCGACGGCGAGGGCGGGUUCGCCGAGGCAACCUGGGGCCUGGCCGCGUCGGGGAAGGCGGCGCGGCCCGGGGACUUCACGUGGCACCACGUCGAGCUCCCGCGCGCGGCCCCCGGCGGCGCGGGCGCGGCGGCCAAGCCGCUCCACCACGCGCAGGCGUUGAUCGAGCUCCUCUGCCCGCCGCUCACGCUGCAGGAGAUCCUCGCGUUCGUCGCCACGGGCCCGCACUGCGCAUCCGUCGGCGACGGCGGCGCGCUCCUGCUCCGCGUCAGCUCGCCGGGGCCCGUCGGCAGCGCGUACGCGCUCCGCCUCGCCGCGCGAGUCACCGAGAGCUCCGUCGUCACCGUCUCCGUCGGCGGCGUCCCGCGCCUCGCGUUCGGGACCACGGCGGCGUCGCUCCUCUCCGAGGUGCCGCUCGGCGUGGCGGCCUCGCUCUCCGACGAGGGCCACGGCGGAGGCCGCGCCGUCGACGGCGGCGUCGUUAUCGAGGAGCGGCUGCUCGAGUCGCUGCUGGCCAUGAACCACGCGGACGGCGCGCACACCGACAACCCGGUGCCAACGACGGUUUCCAACCUCCUCGUGCACGUCCUCGGCACGCACGUCGACCACGUCCACGACAUUGUCACGCGCCUCGAGAUGGACCUCGACGCCAUCGAGCUGCAGCUCGACAGAGGUGGACACUUUAUGAGGAAACUUUUGCUGGAUGGCAGGAGAUUCCCAAAAAUGCAUCUUGAUUUACAGCGCCUGCUUCAGGUUGUUUCUCACGGUGAACAAGUGUUCCCCCGUGUGAAAGAAAAAUGUGCGAGCAAGAGUUGGUUCUCAACCGGAGACAUUGCCGCCCUUGAACAUCUGAUAGGUCGCCUUAGGAGGCUCAAAGAAAACCUAGGAUUCAUAACAAAUAGAGUGACAACCCUCCAGGCUAGUCUGGACAGUUGGCAAUCAGAGCAGAUAAACAAAAGCUUGUAUUACCUUUCAUUUCUCUCCAUAGUAUUCCUUCCUCUAUCCAUUGUCACAGGAGUUUUCGGGAUGAAUGUUGGUGGUGUGCCAUGGACUGAGCAGAACAAGAACCCUAAAAACCGAGACGGCUUCAUGAAUGUCAUGCUAAUAUGUGUCGCGAUCUUGCUGCUUCUGUUGCUCUGUUUCUUGUUUCCUUCAUUGUAUUCACAUGUGACUACAUGGAGAACCCGCCGUGAACUGAAGCGGAGCAAUUCUCAGAACAAAAGACACCUGAAACUCUUCAAAGGUCACAAAGAAGGUUACAUGCGCCUAUGACAAUACAGUUGCAAACUGCAGUGCUCAUCUCAGCAGUAAGGUUAUUGAUAGUGAUGUCGUAAAAUUAGAGGAAAAAGAUUCUUGAUAGUCAACACUUGUACAGGAUUGAAGGAGAACCUCCAUUGGAGGUUCAUAUGCUGUUCAUUGCUUAGUUAAUUUUUGUUGUAGUCUUUGUUCUGUUGGGGAAGCCUAUAAAGCUCAUGGCUGUCACUGUAACAUUAUUUUUUCUGAAGACUCUGAAAUUUUUCCCAUGAUACUUGGCCAUAUUCUUCCA
Molecule: messenger RNA, 1708 nt
Organism: Panicum hallii
Lineage: Eukaryota; Viridiplantae; Streptophyta; Magnoliopsida; Poales; Poaceae
Product: zinc transport protein ZntB
Exons: 4
Coding region: 1-1434 (477 amino acids)
Biological process (GO): metal ion transport; transmembrane transport
Cellular component (GO): membrane
Molecular function (GO): metal ion transmembrane transporter activity
Source: RefSeq, a predicted model, not a curated record